AAUGCCGGCAAACAAAACAAGUUCUUGUCUUGUAACCAUCUUUCCAAAUUUCAUUUCACCACGAUAAUACUUGAGUGUAUUUCCAUCAUCGACCUGAACAAAGCAGCUCGUUCUUUUUAUCUACAAGCUGUAUUACUCUCCUUCAAAUUCAAUGGCUGGUGGACUACAUUCUUCGUCUACACAACACGAAAUGACCGAACGCACUGCCAACAUAUAUGUAAAAAGAGCCGCGGACGAGGGAGAGCCUGUUCGUUCAAAACUAACUGACCAGAAUGUCAGCAUCUUGAACUAUCCAGACCCGCUCAAACCUCGACGUCAACUCAAUAGAUGCCCCCAAGAAGUCACCUCUGAUAUGGAAGCACGAUGGCUACAUAUGAUAAAAGAAUCGGAGAAGCGAGCUUGAGCUCUGGUGAAGAACACGGAAUAGGAACACUGGAUGAAGGCUCGAGAGUGGCGAACCUCACGACUGGUUGUAACACAGAGAAACUGGCCGUCUUCGUACCGGGAAACACUUUAUGUACACCGGGUUAACCUUUAAUGAUAAUAAAGCCCUUUGAUAUUUGCG
This is a messenger RNA of Fusarium graminearum PH-1, 565 nucleotides long. RefSeq lists its product as uncharacterized. The transcript has 2 exons. The record is from RefSeq and is a predicted model, not a curated record. Bases 364 to 531 code for a protein of 55 amino acids. NCBI's taxonomy places the organism in Eukaryota, Fungi, Ascomycota, Sordariomycetes, Hypocreales, Nectriaceae.